AUGAGGAGGAAAGUGAGAUCGUUGUCCGAUCUUUAUCGUCGAAUCCCCAAAUGUGCAUCUUCGAGUGUUUCAGCCGAUCCCCAAUCUCCCAGUAUCAAUAUUUCGGCUGCUCAAGCCGGUACAGGUACAGAAGUGGCUACAACGGAGCAGCUUACUCCUGAGAUGGAUUUACCGAUUGAACUAGAUUUACCCGCCUUUUUCACCCAAGCGGAUUUCCCCGUGCUACCGAGUUUUGAGCAGACUACGGAUCCAUUCGACAAUAUUUUUGAUAGAAACUUAUAUUUCUCAUACACAAAUCCAUAUUUGUUUAUGCUAUUAACUCUCUGUUUGGUCCUACUUCUGGUUUAUUUUGUUACUAAGGGAGGAGGAAACUCAGUACCAAAUGCUUGGCAAUCCUUGGUGGAGCUUAUUUAUGAUUUCGUGCUGAACCCGGUAAACGAACAAAUAGGUUAUCUUUCCGGAAAUGUUAAACAAAAGUUUUCCCGUCGCAUCUCGGUCACUUUUACUUUUUCGUUAUUUUGUAAUCCCGAGGGUAUGAUACCUUAUAGCUUCACAAUUACAAGUCAUUUUCUCAUUACUUUGGGUCUCUCGUUUUCUAUUUUUAUUGGCAUUACUAUAGUGGGAUUUCAAAAAAAAAACUUCAUUUUUUUAAGCUUCUUAUUACCUGCAGAAGUCUCACUGCCAUUAGCACCUUUAGUACUCCUUGAGCUAAUCCCUUAUCGUUUUCGAGCAUUACGCUCAGGAAUACGUUUAUUUUCUAAUAUGAUGGCCGAUCAUAGUUCAGUAAAGAUUUUAAGUGGGUUCGCUUGCACUAUGCUAUGUAUGAAUGAUCAUUUAUAUUUCAGGGAUCUUGGUCCUUUCUUUAUAAUUCUUGCAUUAACCGGUCUGGAAUUAGGUGUAGCUAUAUCACAAGCUCAUGUUUCUACGAUCUUAAUAUGUAUUUACUUGAAUGAUGCUAUAAAUUUUCAUCAAAGUGCUUAUUUUUUUUAUAAUUGA
Nicotiana tabacum (common tobacco) is the source of this 996-nucleotide messenger RNA. The record is from RefSeq and is a predicted model, not a curated record. NCBI's taxonomy places the organism in Eukaryota, Viridiplantae, Streptophyta, Magnoliopsida, Solanales, Solanaceae.